GAAUUUCUCUGUCGCCAAAAUCAUAAACUCCCAGAAAUCUGACGAGAGACACUGUGGGAGUGCAAAACUGAGAGCAAGAGAGAGACGAAAGAUGAAGGACCCGUCGGUGAGGACGAAGGUGUUAGUUCGCCACUUGCCUCCCUCUCUUUCUCAGUCCGAUUUCUUCCAGCAAAUCAGCCACCUCUUCGGCGACCGCCACAACUGGUUCUGCUUCCGUCCCGGAAAGACUAGCCAUAAGAAUCAGAGAUAUGCUCGAGCCUACAUAGAGUUUAAGCGACCUGAAGAUGUUUUUGAGUUCGCAGAGUUCUUUGACGGUCAUGUAUUUGUUAAUGAGAAAGGGACUCAGUUCAAGUCUAUAGUUGAAUAUGCGCCUUCACAGCGUGUUCCCAAGCUAAGUAACAAAAAGGAUGGUAGGGAAGGGACUAUCUAUAAAGAUCCUGAUUAUUUGGAGUUCCUGAAACUCAUUGCAAAGCCUGCUGAGCAUCUUCCUAGUGCAGAAAUACAGCUGGAGAGGAAGGAAGCUGAACUGGCCGGCGCUGCAAAAGAAGCUCCUAUUGUUACACCUCUUAUGGAAUAUGUUCGUCAGAAACGAGCUAUUGGAAGUGGAACCCAGAUUUCAUCAGUUGUUCGGAAGGUGAGAAGAAGAACUGGGGCUGCUUCUUUUAGCAAACGUGGCUCAACCUCUACAAAACGGGUCUCUGAGAAGAAAAAGUACAUAUUAAAAGAUACGGCUAAAUAUUCAAGUCGAAAGGACAGGUCAACUUUCAAUGUGGUGUCCAGGCGAGAAGAUCAAUUGGCUAGUUCAAGUGGAAAAGACACGAUGGGAAAUGAAAUCGGUUCUGUUUCAGGUAUCCCUGUGAUUGCUGACUCUGGAAGGACAAAAAUCCUGCUUAAGCGGGAGACGCCUCCUGCUUCUGAACCUCAGGUACCGAUAGGAAGUUCUCCUGUUUCAGCUGCUUCAAAGCAGAACCAAAGGCGUGAUGCUAGUGGAAGAUUUCUCAGAAGCAUACUUUCACAUAAUGAUGGACGCCAAAGAGAAGGCUCAGCAGAAGUUCAUUCUCAGCAGAAAAUCCUGGGUCCAAACUCGGACAUUAAGCGCAUGCCCCGACCCUCCAAUGCACGGCUAGGGUUGAACAAUGAAACUAAUUUAAUGAGCUCCGAAGGGGAUAGAAGGAGGGCUACAGUUGAUAAAUUUUCAAAGAAGGACAUGUAUGGUACAGCUAACAUUAGUGAGAAGCAAGACAAGCAUACAAGAAAUAAAGAUAGACCAGAUCGUGGCGUUUGGGCUCCUCUUCGUCGUGCUGAGAGUUCCCAUAAUAAUGAUGACCGUAUGUCAUCCUCAGCUAUGCAACGACCUCAACUGCUCUCUGAUUCAGGUGAAGUUCACCACGGAGAAGUGAAAGCUGACACAUCUCAUGGAAACAGGACUACUGGGGAAGUUAUAACUUCCACAGGUCGUAAUUUAGACAAUGGUUCCCAUCGACAUUUUGGUCGUCGUGGAUCUGCCUCCAGUACGAAAGAUGAUGGCUCUCUAAAUAUAAGUGAGGGGAAGUCAUCGAAAAGAGGUUCUGCUGCUGCUGUUCAUGGUGCCCCUGAGAAACAAGUAUGGGUUCAGAAAUCGUCAGGUUCAUAGAAUAUCCAACUCUGUAACCAAACACAGGAUAUCCUGCCUGAUCAUGGUGUAGUUCAAAAUCAUCAUGGUUCUGUUGAAAUCAGAUCAUAUCAUUCACUCAUUUGUAUAAUCAAGGCAAUCAUCUCUAGAAUCGUGUUAUCAGACUACCAUUGAAGAUGUGGUGGAAAAGGUGGUAUACUUAAAAGGAGAGCUUUGAUUGGGCCAAAGUAGGACUUUUCUUAGGUGUGAUCCAACUCGUGCUGGAACCACCAGUGCGAAGUUAUGAGGUCCUGGGGACAAGACGACAUGUUACAAGAGAUGUUUGACUUUUGAUUUUCAUUUUAGAACUUUAUGGUGAUACCAUAUCUAUGAGUCAAGUAGUGAAGUAUUUGGUGGGAAAAAGAUGCUUGCCUAAUGUUGCAUGGCGGGUGGACUUCUGGUGUAUAAGAACCUUUGACUGAAGUUGUGCUGAACAAUGUACCGCAUGUUAAGGUGUUAAUAAUUAUACAUUGCACGUAUC
This is a messenger RNA of Argentina anserina (silverweed cinquefoil), 2132 nucleotides long. RefSeq names its product regulator of nonsense transcripts UPF3. Gene Ontology annotation, molecular function: mRNA binding. Gene Ontology annotation, cellular component: nucleolus; cytoplasm. The coding region runs from base 92 to 1633 and encodes 513 amino acids. The transcript has 14 exons. Gene Ontology annotation, biological process: nuclear-transcribed mRNA catabolic process, nonsense-mediated decay; positive regulation of translation. The record is from RefSeq and is a predicted model, not a curated record. NCBI's taxonomy places the organism in Eukaryota, Viridiplantae, Streptophyta, Magnoliopsida, Rosales, Rosaceae.